UGUCGACGUGGGAAGGGAGGGAUUCGGACACAAACAAAUGUUCACGGGUUUGAUGUCAGGCCACGUUACGGGUAACUGUGACAUGUCAGCUGCAUUUAACAGAUAACUCCAUGACAUUUCAAACAUGUGGCUCAAACCUGAGGAAAUACUGCUGAAAAACGCUUUUAAAUUAUGGGUCACGGAGAAGGAUAACGAGUACUUCGUACUGCAGCGGAGACGGGGCUACGGGGAAGGUGGCGGCGGGCUGACAGGCCUCCUCGUGGGAACUUUGGAUACUGUGUUGGACUCGACAUCCAAAGUCGCUCCCUUUCGCAUUUUACAUCACACACCAGACUCGCAGGUGUACUGGUCGAUAGCAUGCGGUGUCACCAAAGAGGAGAUUUACCAGCACUGGGAUUGGCUGCAGCAGAACAUCAUGAGGACACUCUCAGUUUUUGACUCCAGUGAAGACAUCACCAGCUUUGUACAGGGCAAAAUUAGAGGUCUUAUUGCUGAAGAGGGGAAGUCAUCCCUGGUGCUCGAGGAUGACCCAGAGAAGUUCAGAGAAGCACUUUUGAGGUUCGAGAAGUGGUUUGAGCUGCCACCGGAGGAAAAGCUGGUCACGUAUUACUCAUGCAGCUACUGGAAAGGCAAAGUGCCGUGCCAGGGUUGGCUCUACCUCAGCACUAACUUUCUCUGCUUCUAUUCAUACCUGCUGGGAGCUGAGGUAAAACUGGUCAUCUCCUGGGAUGAGAUCUGGAGGCUGGAGAAAACCUCUAAUGUUCUUCUGACUGAGAGCAUCCACGUCUUGGCUCACGGGGAGGAUCACUAUUUUUCCAUGCUGCUGCACCUUAAUGAAACGUUCGUUAUAAUGGAACAACUGGCCAACUACUCCAUUAAGCGCCUUUUUGACAAAGAGGCCUUCCAAAGAGAGCCAGCGCUCUGCGACCCCCUGCAAAUUACCAAAAGAGGCCUAGAAGCCCAUGCAAAGAGUGAACAGUUCCGGACAUUUUUCAGGCUUCCCAAAGAGGAAAACUUAUUAGAGGUGCAUGAGAGCUUUCUGUGGGUGCCCUUCAGCCAUUUUAACACACUUGGGAAGAUCUGCCUGUCUGAGAACUACCUGUGUUUCGCCAGUCAGGAUGGGAGUCAGUGUCAUGUGAUCAUUCCAAUGAGAGAGGUUGUUAAUGUUGAGAAGCCAGAUUCCAGUACCAGGGCUUUAACGGUGUGUGUGCGAGGGAAAAGGGCGCUGCGUUUCUCCGAGGUUCGGGAUUACCAGCGUCUUUCCAACACAAUCCGGAGCAGGUGUGGGAUUAGUGCCAGCCCUCUGCACUCGGCCUCAUUAGAGGCCAUACGAGGUGAGUGUCAGUCACUCAUCAACCACUUUGAGGACAACCCAGAGGAUGUUACUCUGAUGGUGGGACAGAAAGACAGCAGUAAAGCCGUGAGCACAGAGGCACUCAUGACAGUUUUCCACCCACAGGAUGUAGAAAACCUUGACCCCAAAAUGCUUAAAGAGAAGAUGAAGGAGCAGUCUUGGAACAUACAUUUCUCUGAAUAUGGACGGGGCACAAGCAUGUUUUUCACCAGGAAGACACGAGAUUUGAUAGUGCGUGGUGUUCCCGAAGCCCUGAGGGGAGAGCUGUGGAUGCUUUUUUCAGGGGCUGUGAACGACAUGGCCACUCACCCUGGCUACUACACUGAGCUGGUUGAACAGUCUCUGGGCACAAGUACACUGGCUACAGAUGAGAUCGAGAGGGACCUGCACCGUUCUCUCCCAGAACAUCCUGCCUUUCAGAGCGACACCGGGAUCUCUGCUCUGCGCAGGGUCCUUACUGCCUAUGCAUACAGGAACCCAAAAAUUGGCUACUGUCAGGCCAUGAACAUCCUCACCUCAGUUCUCCUGCUCUACGCAAAAGAAGAGGAGGCGUUCUGGCUGCUAGUGGCCGUCUGUGAGAGGAUGCUGCCUGAUUAUUUCAACCGCAGAAUAAUUGGUGCUUUGGUUGACCAGGCUGUGUUUGAAGACUUGAUUCGAGAAAACCUCCCGCAGCUGGUGGAACACAUGACGGAUCUGAGUUUCUUCUCAUCUGUGUCCUUGUCCUGGUUUCUGACACUCUUCAUCAGUGUCCUGCCCAUCGAGAGCGCUGUGAACGUGGUGGACUGUUUCUUCUACGAUGGUAUCAAAGCCAUCCUACAGCUUGGCCUGGCGGUGUUGGAUUACAACAUGGAGGCUCUGAUCAGCUGCCAUGACGACGCUGAGGCCGUCACCAUCCUCAACAAAUUCUUCGACAGUGUAACAAACAAAGACAGUCCACUGCCCCCAACAGUGCAGCAAGCUUCAGUGGGCAAUAAUGAUAAAACAUCCCACUUCAAUGUGGAUAUCAGUGAACUGAUCCGAGAGGCCUACGAGAAAUAUGGAACUAUACGUUCAGAGGAAGUCGAGAGUUCACGGAAGAAAAACAAACUUUAUGUCAUACAGACGCUGGAGGAUACAACCAAGCAAAAUGUUAUUCGGGUCGUUUCACAAGAAGUCAGAUUCAGUGCCUCACAGCUUGAUGAGCUUUACAAUUUAUUCAAAAGGCAGCAUUUCCUCAGCUGCUACUGGACGAUUAAUAGUCCCGCUUUGCUCCAUCAUGACCCCAGCCUGGCAUACUUGGAGCAGUAUCAGCUGGGUUUUCAGCAGUUCAGCAUCCUCUUCUUCCUGCUGGAGCCCUGGGCUUUCUGCACCACCAAGAGCACCCUCUCCCUCUGGGUCUUCCGCCUGAUAGACGAGAACCAGGAUGGCCUUGUCAACUUUAAGGAGUUCUGCUGUGCCCUCGAUACUUUGUACAGCAACUCCUUCACAAAUAAGCUCAAAUUCCUCUUCAAGCUGCAUCUGCCACCAGCUUUCACAGGUAGUCCUUUACACAUAAAGGAACAAAGAAUCCAGCACUUUAUUCCAGUGACUGAAGACUCUUCUCAUUUGAGUAGACUCACUGCAUUUGAACUUCCAGAAGAUGGAGUAAUAAGGAAAAGCCCUGAAAGAGGUCGUGGAAAAGUGGACCUCCAGGCCUACCUGAAACAAUGGCAAAAUGAAAUCCUUAAGAAAGAGGAAACCAUAAAGGACCUCCCCAGGAUUAACCAGACUCAGUUCAUCCAGUUCUCUAAGACCCUGUACAACAUAUUUCACGGGGACCCAGAGGAGGAGUCUUUGUACCGCGCCGUGGCCCACGUGACCAGCCUCCUUCUGCGGAUGGAGGAGGUUGGACGGAGGCUGCAGGAGCCGAGCAGCCCGGCAGAGACUUCAAAGUCCGCCCACGUCUCCGGGGAGGAAUCUUCAGCCGAAGACGCCUCCACCACUCCAGAGAGCUCCGACACUUCCAGCCCCCACAACAGUCAGGACGCAGCAUCCGACCUGACGGAGGUGGAGUGGUCGUUUUCAUUCGAGCAGGUCCUGGCGUCGCUGCUCAACGAGCCGGCCAUCGUUGGCUUCUUCGAAAGGCCUGUCGACAUCCAGACUAAACUGGCACAAGCCAAGGCUGCUCAACUGAAACCAAAAACACACAAGUGAACGGAGCAGAAGUCGACACGAAUUUCCUUUUUUUUUUUUUUUUAAGCUUUUGCUGUUGAUGUGGCAUAUAAGCGUAAAAAGGGAACAUUAGAAAAUCUUGGAUGCACCUUGUGUGUUUGUGUCAGCCAGAUUCUGAUCAGCAGAGCGGCUCAUCAAAUCUUGAAGACAUUUUGAGACUGUUGUAACCGUCCACUGACCAACACCUUCAGUGCAUUCCCAUAUGAAGCCUCAGUGUAGAUACUGUGGGCUGUCAUUCCUUUUACCUUACACCUAUUUUUGCACAAUUAAAGCUUCAGUAGGCGUUUCGUUCCCUUUGACAGAAAUUCUGUUGUAACCUCUCUGCAUAUUAUAAUAGUUCUGAGAGAAAACUAGACUUCUGCGCCUCCUCUGUUUUCAGGCUUUGGAUGAAAGAUUUUGUAGAGUCACCAGUCUUUCAGAGAGUGGGGAUAUAUUCUAAAACUCACCAUAUAACUUUUUUAAGUUAAUCCUUGAACACAAAGCUUGGAAUCUGUAAAUGGAUCUGCAUUGUGUAGAUUCUACACAGUGUCCAAAAACAUCUCAUUACACAUUUUAUUUCACUAAUUAAACUAGAAACAAACUAGGGUUUUCAUUUUCUCAAAUUCUGAAAAGGUAAACGUCUGAGCCGGAUCAAUAACCCUUAGCAUCGAUAACUGCCAGAAUCGUCCUCAUGGACAGACAUUAGCUUCACGUACCUCAGACUGACCCGGUCUCAGUCGAUCCACAACAGUUCUGGUCACAUUGAACUGAUACUAAUACUCAUCCUUCUGGGUCCAUUUGUCUUUCUGCGUCUUUCUUGACAGUGAUGUGGAACACCACUCAAAGAUGAUCAGAAACCUGUAUUUUCCAUUGAGUACAAAACCACUGACCCAGAAAUGUUCCAUUUUAAAGAUUUUCGUCCAAGCCUGAUCCUGAAUUUAAGUACAUUUUAUCUAGAAAAUAAUGAUUGACAGCUGACUGAUCGCUGUCUAAAUUCCAUCAGACAUGUCUCUACUUUGCAACAACGCUGCAGCUCCUCCUACUGUGAUGUUGAAGCUUCAUAGGGAGGACAAAACUGCAGGAGGAGGCUUUAUAUUUGCAAUUCUAAUGUUUUCUCUCCUGAUUUCUGCCUACUGCAGCUUUAAAUCUGAUUAUGCAUUUUCAAUCUUAACAUUUAUUUUUUCAUGCAGCUUCUUUUUCUUUAGAUUUGAAGGAGUUUAAAAUAUAAAUAGAUAGAACAUAUAUGCCAUAUAGUUUUGUAUCCAUAUAAGGGACAUCAACACUAACACUAGAUCAUGAUAAGUAGUCUUUAAAAAAUAGAAAGUCUGAGUAUCAUCACAGUUUAUCACUUUAAAAUGAAACAUCAGCGUCAUCUUCCUGAAAGGCUAGUUGUUUUGUCGAGAACUAGAAUAAAAAAAAAAAAAAAAAAAAGUGGGUUAGUGAUUUAGGACAAACCUCCGUCUUGUCCCUGGAAGCCAUAGAUUGGUUUCAGAGAUUAUUAGAUAUAUUAGCGUACACAGAUCUACUUCUGGUGAUAUACAAUACAUUUGCAAUAACAUAACAGCUGCUGCAGCACAUUCAUCUGUCUUAUUCCUUAAGCAGCGGUAGAGUAGUUGAAACUGUGUGUAAAUUGUAGAAGUAAAAUCGUUAAGAAAUCCCUCUAUGCUGCUGUGGGAAUUCAUCUAUGUUUAUAUCUAAGUGAAGCAUUUGGUUUCUCCAGAAGCUCUGCAUCCGUGGAGCUCCGAAACAGAGCUACGUUUGUCCUAAACUGUGCUGUAUGUAUUCUUCUCAGUACGACUGGUUGAUGUACUGUUUGCUUAUAUCUGUCGUACUAUAUAGGACGUUAUCUUCUCGUGUAAGUACAGUAUUUAAUAUAUAUACUGUAAGGUCAGUCCAAUAGUCAUAUGAUUAUUGUAUUUAUUAGAGUCAAUGACAGUGCUAAGAUAGGAGUUAGUGGAUUGUUGUUGCAACUUAAAACACUUGAAGGAUGUUUGUUUUAUUAAAUCUCAGGGUGAAAUUUGUGUAAAAUAAAAGGGGCAAAGGGAUAUUUUUGGACACGGGGCAUACACGGUAUAUGACAUAGCCUACGUUUUGUCUGUAAAAUAUAGAGCAUGUGUAGCAUAGAUAACUAAUAAUUUGCCAUAUUACACUAGCCUUCACUGCUCGCAACAAAAUGCCACAUAUGACUUACAGCGUCGAAGUGUUGUUGUUUUCUGCCUUUGCGAUUUCUGCCUCUUUAGUUCUUUAUUUUGUGUGUUUGUUUCUGUGUCACUGAAUAAUUUGUUGCUCAGUUCUUGCAGAGUGUUUGAGAUUUGGCCGACAUACACGGUUGUAAAUCUCAGAAGUGUCAGAUGGUAAAAGGUCACGACCGUAUCAGCUGCAGAUCGUCGUCUCCAGGGGCCAAAUACACACAUUUCUAAGACCUUAACUCUGCUUGUGUGGGGAGAAACUGCUUAAGAUGCUUUUGUAGCGCAAGUGCAAUUCUAUGUUUCAUGUAUUUGCUAGAAUAAAUUUUUUUUAAAGAUAUAUAUAGAUUUGAGAACAUCCACUCUGGAAUGAAUUUCAGUGUAUUAUUAGUGUGAUUUGUAAAAAAACAAACAAACAAAAAAACAAAAUGGGAAACGAUGAAAGACCAGCUACAACAAAUCUACUAAUCUGCCAGUGUUUACAUGACUAAUAUGAAAUAUAUGUAGACCCCAUUUAUCUUUCAUAUGGUGUCACUUAUGUAUCCAAAGCUUCGUCUGCUCAGUAACUAAAGCCAUAAGGGGAAAAAAAUAGAGGCUGCAGAGUUUAACAGGUAUUUCCAUAUUUUACAAUGAUCAUUUCUGGCCAUGGUCUGACAAUUUCACUGCGACUGUUACUGUAACUAACAUCUCCAAACUUCAAAAAAACAAAAAACAAAAAACAAUUCACACAUGCAAAUAACCAACUCUUAGCAAAAUCUGUUUAUCAUUUCAGUUUGUUGCAUGCUCUGCUCUAGUUCUGCUAUGUUUGCGUCACAGAUGAUUUCAAAGGAGGUUCAUUUUAAGGGAAGAAGCAACACAACUUUUUCGCUUUUAGAUGUUUCUUCAAGCCUAAGGUUCUGGAAAAUCGCACUAAAGAGAGAGGGUUUUUUUUAAUCUUCUGAAAGAGGAGAAUAAAUCACAGGAGGUGACUUUGUAGAAGUGAAGGCAGAGAAACGAGUAGGUUGGAAAUCCUCCUGGCAUGCUGUCAGUUUUGCCAUUAAGCAUGAGAGUGCGUACAUUGGGCAUGGACAAUGUUCCUGCUGGUGCAUUAGUGUAUUAUUAAUCGAGUUCUUUAUAUGUGCAAUUCUUGUCUACAGGGUUUAGUCUGUAGCUUCUGAUUGGAAACCUAGUUUGCAAAGUUAAGAAUAUUUCUGUUUACCUGAUUGAUUCUACUUUUUUUAAAUUUCCUUAUAAAUGUACCAGAAUAAAGAGUUAAAAUUCUAUGAAUGA
Sphaeramia orbicularis (orbiculate cardinalfish) is the source of this 6978-nucleotide messenger RNA. RefSeq names its product TBC1 domain family member 8B (gene tbc1d8b). The record is from RefSeq and is a predicted model, not a curated record. The coding region runs from base 125 to 3526 and encodes 1133 amino acids. The transcript is spliced from 21 exons. Gene Ontology annotation, molecular function: calcium ion binding. Lineage: Eukaryota; Metazoa; Chordata; Actinopteri; Kurtiformes; Apogonidae.